UCCCUCCGGGGGAGGGGACUGGGUUGACAGUAAUGCCAUUUGUCCUGGCUCUGGGAUUAGGUGCAGCCGUGGUAAGUGAGGAGUGUGCGGCCGUCAGGACACAAGAGGAAGAGGAGUCACAUAGCCACCUCCUGAGCUCCGCCUUAGCCCUGUGGGCCACAUGGAGUGAGUGUCAUGCGACAUCCCAAGGCUUGCCCAGGAUCCUCUGGUCCAUUGCUCAGACCUCCAAGGAGACCCUGACGCCCUGGGGCACUUCUGCUCUGUACAGGACCACGAGGGGGUUUGCCAUGGUGACAUAAAGGGGCGCAGAGGAAGGAAGGAGUGUGACCAGCCUGCGGACUGCACCCCUGGCUGGGAGGAAGGGCCAGGGGCCCAGAUCCUCCCCUCCCACUGCCCACCAAGGGCCUCACUUCCCAAGUCUCUGUGAAUUUCUUGGUCAGUGGACAACUCUCGUGUCUCCUGUGUGGGGCCUUGGGGUACCCAGGGCAGGCUGGGCUCUGGUGGCCGAGGUCUCAGGGCCAGAAUGCCUGCCCUGGCGUGCCUCCGGAGGCUGUGUCGGCACGUGUCCCCACAGGCUGUCCUUUUCCUGCUGUUCAUCUUCUGUCUGUUCAGCGUUUUUGUCUCGGCCUACUACCUAUAUGGCUGGAAGCGGGGGCUGGAGCCAUCGGCCGAUGCCCCUGAGCCUGACUGUGGGGACCCGCCACCCGUGGCCCCGAGUCGCCUACUGCCACUCAAGCCUGUGCAGGCAGUUGCCCCUUCCCGCACGGACCCGUUGGUGCUGGUGUUUGUGGAGAGCCUCUACUCACAACUGGGCCAGGAGGUGGUGGCCAUCCUGGAGUCUAGCCGCUUCAAGUAUCGAACAGAGAUUGCGCCAGGCAAGGGUGACAUGCCCACACUCACAGACAAAGGCCGUGGCCGCUUCGCCCUCAUCAUCUAUGAGAACAUCCUCAAGUACGUCAACCUGGAUGCCUGGAACCGGGAGCUGCUGGACAAGUACUGUGUGGCCUACGGCGUGGGCAUCAUUGGCUUCUUCAAGGCCAAUGAGAACAGCCUGCUGAGUGCGCAGCUCAAGGGCUUUCCCUUGUUCUUGCAUUCGAAUCUGGGCCUGAAGGACUGCAGCAUCAACCCCAAGUCACCACUGCUCUAUGUGACGCGGCCCAGCGAGGUGGAGAAGGGGGUGCUGCCUGGGGAGGAUUGGACCGUGUUCCAGUCGAACCACUCCACCUAUGAACCAGUGCUGCUGGCCAAGACACGCUCGUCCGAGUCCAUCCCAGCCCUGUUUGAUACGCAGAAUGAGCUACGUACACACAUCCCAAACUUCACCUUCAACCUGGGCUACUCAGGGAAAUUCUUCCACACAGGUUACUGA
Otolemur garnettii (small-eared galago) is the source of this 1369-nucleotide messenger RNA. Its product is annotated as bifunctional heparan sulfate N-deacetylase/N-sulfotransferase 1-like. The record is from RefSeq and is a predicted model, not a curated record. Bases 524 to 1369 code for a protein of 281 amino acids. NCBI's taxonomy places the organism in Eukaryota, Metazoa, Chordata, Mammalia, Primates, Galagidae. Gene Ontology annotation, molecular function: hydrolase activity; heparan sulfate N-sulfotransferase activity. The transcript has 5 exons.